Molecule: messenger RNA, 11713 nt
Organism: Strongylocentrotus purpuratus (purple sea urchin)
Lineage: Eukaryota; Metazoa; Echinodermata; Echinoidea; Camarodonta; Strongylocentrotidae
Product: protocadherin-23
Exons: 20
Coding region: 1-8484 (2827 amino acids)
Biological process (GO): homophilic cell-cell adhesion
Cellular component (GO): plasma membrane
Molecular function (GO): calcium ion binding
Source: RefSeq, a predicted model, not a curated record
AUGGGGAUAGAGUUACCCCCUCGGAGGACUGAAAAUGGCACCCCUAGUCUACAAUCUGUCGCAAAAUAUGUGAAUUAUCGAACAUAUUUGGACGUCAAUGGCACUUACUGGGAUCAAAAUGUGCUUGUUGAAUACUCAUUUUUUGAAGAUUUAUCCGGUACCUGGAAGAUUUUUCAGCUCGGGGUGAAGUCAGAUAUUAUAGCACUUACAGAAAUAUUAAAUGAAAAAGGUUUUAUUAUAAUCCCAGCUUUGGAUUUAUUAAAUAGUUUCACCUACUGCACUUACAUGUAUAUAUAUGUGAGGUCUUCAUGUAUUUAUAAUUUCCUUUCCUUUCCAUCAUCUUAUCACCUCCAGGUGAACGCUACUGAUCCUGAUGAAGGAAGCGCCGGACAGGUCACCUACUCGCCCUCCACCGACCUGGUCCCGACCCCUUCCCAGUUCUCUAUCAACCCCCUCACCGGCGACCUGUGCGUCAUCAGCAGACUGGAUAGGGACGCCGGCCAGGAGGAGUACAACUUUGCCGUGAAGGCGACGGACGGAGGAGGGCUCAUGUCACAUGCAUUCGUCAGAGUGAUCCUAGAAGACAUCAAUGAUAAUGUUCCUGUUUUUACGUCCCUCAACUACAGAGGUCACAUUGAAUACGAUGCUGCCCUCGGUACGGAUGUCAAGCUUGUGGUCGCUGAAGAUAGGGAUGCCAGAGAAUUUGGCCGUGUGACCUAUACCAUCGACUCCAGCACCAACGAUGGGACAUUUGCUAUCAACCAAACUACAGGUCUUAUCACCCUGGUUGGUUCCUUAGACUGGGUCCAGCAUCCAGUCUACACCCUGGAAGUCAUUGCUACCGACGGGGGCGGUCGUACCUCCGCCAACCACGCCCAGGUCACCAUCACGGUGGCCGGGCCAGACACGUCGCCCCCGGAGUUUGAAUCCUCGUCCUAUGCAUUUUCCGUUCAGGAGAACGCGGCUCAGGACCUUGUCGGUGCAGUCAAAGCAGGGCAUAUUGAUCCAGGUAUCACCUUUCCAAUAACCUACACGCUGACAUCUGGUGAUCCUAAUGACUUCUUCCGGAUCAACACUACCAGUGGGGAGAUAUUUACAAGAGGUUCUGGGCCUGAUCAUGAGCAGCAAGCUUUUGUCCUCAUCACCAUCCAGGCAGCCAGUGGAAUGCCUCCUACCUACGACGAUGUCCAGGUGAACAUCACCGUCAUUGAUGUCAACGACAACGUCCCACAGUUCAUGGCGCAGACUGCGCGUACAAGCAUUCCAGAGAGCACGGGAAUCGGAAGUUCUAUCUAUGUCGCUACAGCAAUGGAUCUGGACAGUGGUGAUAACGGAUUGGUGAGGUAUCGUCUGACGUCGAAUCCAGGGAACACGUUCAGGAUAGUUGAGGCAACUGGUGAGAUCAUCUUAAAUAAGGAGGUGAGCUACAACGAUCAGCUAAGCUUUGAGGUGGACAUCCAGGCAUAUGACGCUGGUGAGCCAUCGCUCGAAGGUAGCCUGACCCUCACCGUCAUCAUCCUCGAUGUGAACGAUAAUGGUCCCGUCUUCACCAUGGGUUUCUACCCGGUAUCUAUUCUUGAAAACCUACCAAUCAGCACCCCUGUCGUUCAGGUCGAAGCAACUGACAAUGACCGCGGCGCAAACGCCCUCAUCACCUAUACCCUCACUCCAAACAACGACUCGCCCUACUUCGCUGUCUUUCCUCGCGAGGGAUGGCUGUACACGCGGCAGGUGCUGGAUCGGGAGCUCAAGUCCACCUUCACCUUGACCAUCAUGGCUUCCGACAGUGGUAGCCCUCCGCAGAACUCCUCGGCCACUGUACAGGUUACCGUGGUGGAUGCCAACGACAACGCUCCACACUUUACGAAGAAGAGCUAUCACUUCCACAUCAAUGAGAACCUACCGGCAGGCACUGAAGUGGACCGAGUGGAGGCUGUAGAUCCAGACCUGGGUCCCAAUGGACAGGUCACCUACACUCUCUCUCCUUCAGGGGAUUUUACCAUUGAUGAAGAAGGUGUCAUAAGAACAACCCACCCUCUUGACCGAGAGGCUGCCUAUAGCUACAGACUGAUCAUCAGGGCCGUUGACGGGGGAAACCCUGCCCUGAGCUCCUCAGCUACCGUCUACAUCAAUGUCAACGACCUCAACGACAACGCUCCUGUAUUCUCCCAAGAUCGUACCUACCAAGCGUCGGUGAGGGAGGAGCAACCUGCUGGGGAGUUUGUGGCAUGGAUCAUCGCUACAGACACAGACAGUGGAGUGCUUGGAAAUAUCUCCUACUCGCUGAUUGACAGUUCUCCCAAGUUUAUAAUUGACUCCUCCGGUGUUAUCAGCACUGCUGCAGCAAUUGACAGAGAGGACGAAAGCUACUACACUUUGACUGUCCUAGCACAGGACGGCGGUAAUCCACCCAUGCAAGCAACCGCAAGUGUCAGGGUUCGCAUCCUAGACCUCAAUGACAACGUGCCUAUUGCUGCCAUGUCUGCGUACAUUUUCACAGCUGAUGAGAACAUCCAGCCGCCUACAGUAGUCGGGGUUGUAUCAGCCUCGGACAUGGACGUAGGUGACAACGGCAAGAUUUAUUACUACAUCACGGAGGGCAACGACUUUGACGUGUGGGAUGUGAACCACAGCUCCGGUGAAGUCUACAACGUGAGAGUCGUGGAUUAUGAGAUGGCAGCUCACUAUACCUUGACGAUCAUCGCCCAGGAUAACAAUGUUCCUCAGACGCACUCCACCUCGAUCAGCGUCACCAUCAACAUCCUCGACCAGAACGACAACACGCCUGAUUUCGAUCAGGACCUGAUCUACCUGACCCUGCAGGAGAAUGUCGGCAUCAACCACGUCCUCUGGACAGUCUCUGCAACAGAUGCAGACUCUGGCGCCAACGGCCUCAUCCGCUACACCAUCCUCACAGAGCAAGACUUCUUCGCAGUCGAUGAGUACACGGGCACCCUUCGCACCAUCCAGAACGUGGACCAUGAAAUCAACCAUGUUUUCCUCCUCGUCAUACAGGCGCAGGACCAGGCCAUCAACGUCAGCGCACGGAGGGCGGCGACCAGCACGGUGGAGGUCCGGAUCUACGACAGCAACGACAACAAUCCUGUGUUUGUGUCCAGGAGUUCAACCGAUGUGAUGGAGGAUGAGCCUGUCGGGUUCAAUGUGAUUCACAUCAUAGCGACGGAUGAAGACAGCGGGGAGAAUGGCAGAGUUGGUUACACGAUAACCUCUGGAAACGAGGAUGGCAAGUUCAGCCUGGAUGCAGUUACUGGUUUGCUGACCAUUGCCCACUCUCUUGACCACGAGCACAAACGAGACUAUGAGCUGGUCAUCCUGGCCACUGACCAUGGCACCGUCCAGCGCAUGGCCACCCAGACUCUCACCAUCAGGGUGAUUGAUGUCAAUGACCAGCCGCCGCGCUUUGAGCAGUCCAUCUACGUGAUGAACGUCUCGGAGAGCCAGGCACCUGGGACGUAUGUCGGAAUGGUGGUUGCUAUUGACGGUGAUUCAGGUGUCAACGGCAGGAUAACCUAUGAGCUUCCAGAGGAGAUAGCCAGAGGGAUGUUCCGGAUCAACGCUACAACGGGAGAGAUUAGAACCAAAGCCAUCCUAGAUAGAGAGCAAAGGGAUUCGUAUGUAGUUACAGUCUAUGCUAUGGAUGGUGCUUUCCCUGCCCGCUACGACAUGGCCACCGUUCUCGUCUACGUGAUGGACGUCAACGACAACAACCCGACCUUUGCCCCUCCGACCUUUGACAUCACCCUCCCCGAGAACCAGAGUCCCGGUGUCAUCCAUAACGCAAUAGCAACGGAUGCGGAUGAGGGCCCAAACGGAGAUCUUAUCUACUCUAUUACAGGUGGUGAUCCAAAGAACGCCUUCUCUAUCAAUCAAUCUACCGGUGCAAUCUUCACUGUGGGGGCGCUUGACAGGGAGGACGAGGCCACGUACACGCUGACCAUCACUGCAACCGACCAGGGCACCUCGCCCAGAAGCGGGACCACAACCAUCCGUGUGACGGUGACCGACCUCAACGACAACGACCCCGUGUUUGGAUCCAUGUCGUACUAUAAGAGCAUCCCGGAGAGCACCGCCAUCAACGCCACCAUUCUGACGGUGGUUGCUACUGAUGAUGAUGAAGGGUUGAAUGGAGAUGUGUACUAUACCCUUGAUAAUACCACCAUUGGGUUGUUUAGCAUUGAUCCAGAGCAUGGCGAGAUCACGACUACUGGUAAAUUUGACUACGAGAAGGAGACCCGCUACACGUUCCAAGUGACGGCCACCGACAGUGGCGUCUUCGGUCCUCGCAGCGAGCGAGUCCAGGUGAUCAUCGACAUCAGUGACGUGAAUGACAACGCGCCAGUGUUCAAGACGAUCCCUAUCAGAGCUAACGUUACCCAGGACGCCUCCUCCAACACCUUUGUUGCUAACGUCGAGGCAGAUGACAAGGAUUCAGGGGUUAAUGGAGAAGUUAACUACAGAUUCACCCAGCAGUCCUCGUCCUUUGCUAUUGACACCGUCACUGGCGUUAUCACAACAAAGUCCCUCAACCCUGGCACGCUAUUUUAUCAUCUGGAGGUCAUGGCCUUUGACCUCGGGUCACCAUCGUUGAGCAGCAAUGGUAUCGUUGAGGUGUGGGUAGGAACAUCGGGAUCCGGUGGCCUCCAGUUUGGCCAGCAAACUUACUUGGUGCAGCCAUCGGAGGCAGCGGACAAUGGGGACGUGGUCCUUUCGCUUUCAGCCUUCCUGCCCGACGGAUCGAGCUCCAAUGACAUCGUGUACAGUCUGGUCAGCGGGAACGAGAACGGAGCUUUCGGGAUCCAAGUACAAGCAGGUGGAAGUGCAAUCCUGGUGGUAGCCGACACCACCAAGCUAGACUACGAGACCCAACCCAACAUCAGGUUGGUAGCGGAAGCAAUGCGGACCCCCGAGAACUCCAGCCCCAUGUACGGCUACGCCACCGUCCAGGUGGAGCUGACGGACGCCAACGACAACGCCCCGCAGUUUGUCCAGGAUCGUUAUCAGAGCAGGGUGUGGGAGGUGCCCAAUUCGGAUAUCUAUGUUACUCAGGUAUCUGCAACCGAUGCUGACGAAGGCACCAACGGAGCUAUCUACUACGAGGUCACCAGCGGCAACACCGACAAUGCCUUUGCCAUUGACCACGUGACCGGUAUAGUGACCACUGCCAAGAGCUUGGACUAUGAGAUUGAAGAUUCAUACGUGCUGACCGUCGUCGCCAGGGACGGAGGGUCACCCCAGCUGACCGGUACGGCCACCAUGAGGAUCGGCAUUGUGGACGUCAACGACAACCAACCCGUCUUCGUGCAGAUGGAUCCUGUCAGUGUUAGUGAAGACCUCGGUGUGGGACUAUCCGUCACCACCGUUACAGCCACAGAUUCGGACACCAACCCCAACAUCCAGUACAGCUUCACAUCGACCGGCAACCCUGGAGGGUACUUUGCCAUCGACCAGUACAGCGGGAUCAUCACCCUGGCCCGCAGUCUGGACCGCGAGACGCAGGACGGAUACACGCUGGAGCUGGAGGCUACGGACACCGAGUACACGACCACCAUGACCCUGGAGGUCAUUGUCACGGACGAGAAUGACAACGCGCCCGUGUUCCGUCAGGAGUCGUACCAGGUCACUCUCCCUGAAUUAACUCAGCCUAACGUGGCUGUCGUAGCGGUGAAUGCUUCAGACAAAGACAUUGGACUCAAUGCUGAGCUGACCUACAGCUUUGUAGACUCUCAUCCAUCUUUCUACAUCGACCCGAUUACUGGUGUCAUCUUCACCAAUCAAGUCAUUGAGUUCAAUGACGUAGAGACCACCAUCCAGCUGUACGUCACUGCCACGGAUAGCGGAGCACCGGCCCUCUCAGAGUUUGUCACCGUCAGAAUAGAGAUCACCGACGUCAACAACCAGUCCCCAGUGUUUGUGGAGGACAUCUACAGCGCCAGCGUGUCUGAGAACGUAUCCCUCGGCCAUCAUGUCAUCACCGUCGUCGCGGAGGACAUGGAUCUGUCACCCGAGAACAGCAAGAUCAAUUACUUCAUAGAGAGUGGCAAUGAUCAGGGGAAGUUUAAGAUCGAUGCGAAUGAUGGCAGCAUCACUGUCCUUGAAAGGCUCGACAGGGAGGCGACGGAUACCUACACGUUGAUCAUUGGCGCCGUCGAUAACGGAGAACCAGUGAACAACGCAACGGCUGAAGUUGUGAUAGAAGUCGAGGACAUCAAUGAUCACUCUCCUAUUUUUGACCAUGUCCAGUACGAAGGAAGAAUAGCUGAGAAUGCAACAGCAAGUACAUACAUUCUGACAGUGCAUGCUACAGAUAGGGAUAUAGGAUACAAUGGGGAGGUAGAGUACAGCAUCAUAUCGGGUACCUACAGUGAUCUGUUUGCUAUUGAUGUUGUAAGCGGUGCGGUGACUGUCAGGGGAGAGCUGGAUCGGGAGGAAGUUGAAAGGGUGGAGUUCACCGUCCAGGCCAGUGACCGAGGCAUGGAAAACCAGCUAGCAUCUGUGGUCUUGGUUACAAUCACCAUCACAGACUUCAACGAGUUUCCACCGUACUUCCCGCAGCUGUUCUAUCACUUUUUGGUUCCGGAGAACAUGCCAGUGGAGACGUACGUGUUCACCGCAGGAGCUCUUGAUAAUGAUGCAGGGGAAUACGGAGAGCUCACCUACUCCAUCAGAGGUCUUGGCCCUUCAAACGGCGAUGAUUACUUCACCAUUGAUCCUGUUACAGGAGAAGUGUUCACUGCAGCGGUCUUUGACUAUGAAUCCGCCAACAGCUACCGCUUCGUCGUCCAAGCCCAAGACACAGGAGGUCUAAGCAUAUCCAUCCAGACCGAGGUCAACAUCACCAGUGUGGAUGAAUUUCCUCCUAUGUUCAAUGACCAGGAAUACUAUUUUGAGAUCGGCGAUGGAGCAGAUGCUGGUGAUUACGUGGGCCAGGUAACUGCUACGGAUGCGGAUGGUGGUGAAGAUGGGGUGGUGAUCUACAGUCUCACCCAUGAGUUCUUCUACAUCGAGGCCACCACAGGGAUCAUCAAGGUAGCUAAGCCGUUGAACUCCAGUGCGAGAAAGAGGAGAGGGUUGGAAGAUCGAUUCACACAUAGAUCCAGACGAGAAAUUGAUCUAAGUGCACAGAGUAACUUUGCUCUUAAGAUCAUUGCCAGCACCGGUAAGCCAGGUACUUUAAUAGACGAUACAACUGCGGCGGUGUCUGUAGUCAAUGCUGCAUCCUCCAUCCCUGUCUGGAUUAUAGCUAUUGUCGUUGUAGCAAUACUAAUCAUUCUUCUGUUUGUUGUCAUUGGGAUUAUCCUUGUAUGCAGACAGCGCAGGAGGAGACGAAAGAAGGAGGCCCAGGCUGACAAACGUAGCGUGGCUGGAUCCAUGUCGCCACGUUCCUACGAUGUGACCUUUGACCCUGUUGAAAUGGGAGCGCAAGGGAUGGUCAACCAUGGCAUGAACUCUUCAGGUCACUUCCCCCACAGGCAGCUCUACGGCAUACCAGGUUCAGGGGGUGGAAUGGGCCACACCAACAUCUCUGAGCCAUCCAACUCUGCUUCCAGCGGGAGAGGCUCAACAACCAUGGAGGAUGAGGAGAUUAGGCGCAUCAAUGAGGGUGGGACGGGAGCUCCAAAGAACAACAUCAGAGAGAAAGUGAUCGAUUCAGGUAUCGCCCAGGAUCAUGAGGAUGGAAGUGUCUCGGACGUGAACUCCCCGCGAGAGAAGCACCUCAAUUACCUGAACUCUACCAGUGUGGAAAGCAUGCAUGUGUUUGGAGAGGAAGGGGGUGGGGAAGCUGGAGGUGGUCUCGAUAUUGGACAUCUUAUCUAUCAUAGGUUAGAUGAAGUUGGGGCAGAGGAAGACGAUGCCAUCAUGGAUGGAACCAGGUUGUUCGGUUUCACAGAGGAUGGCCAUCCUUCCAUGGCAGGCUCAUUGAGCUCCAUUGUAAAUAGUGAUGAAGAACUAUCCGGUAGCUACAACUGGGACUAUUUAUUAGACUGGGGACCACAGUUUCAACCCUUAGCGCAUGUUUUCGCUGAAAUCGCUAAGCUGAAGGACGACACGGUGGCGAAGAGGCAAAUGACAGAUCCCAGGCUGCAGCAGAAAAAGAGCUUGCAUGCCAACGUGAAGAACUAUCCACCACCUUUACUAACAAACACUCCGCAGGGUCCUAUCAAGCCCGUAGCGCAGCGAGUGAUGAACAAUACUUCAAUGUCAAACCAUUCCCAACACUUGCCAAGGUCACCUGUCGUUCAAGAGAGCGCGUUUGUACCUGCCGUGGUCUCCCCCGACCUCUCCCCAUCACUCUCACCUCUUGCCCCAGGCUCCUCCUCCCUGUCGCCACUAGUCACGUCAACGGGCGUCAGCUCCCAGAGCAGUAGGGUGACAUCAGGCACCACCACUCCCCAAAGGAUGCACUACGGUGGGGGCAUCGUCUUCACGCACCCCACGGCAAAUGACGACGAGAUCCAAAUAUAAGUACCUCGAACAUUCCAUUUGUCUCGUAAAGCCUAUGCAUUGACAACUCUGUAUAUGUUGCAUUAUGUGAUGGACAUUUUGACUAUAGUUUGUUCUCUUUUUUUGUGUGUUUCCAUUCCGAUGUGUUUUCACAAACUUUAAUUGUACGGUAAUUGUAUUGAAAUCGGUUUUGUCAUGGUGUUGUGAGUGACUGCUAGAUGGAUGUGUUGGUGCUAAUAUACUAGAUGGUAGAAGGCUUUAACUAAUGUGAAUUACAUAUAUCUGUCUGAAAAAUAACUUUCAGAAUUUUAAAAAUGUGAAAGGUAUCAUAAAGCAGUUCUAACUUGUCCAAUUUUACCUUGCAUAAAAUGUGCCUUGAGCGCUAGCUGCUGCAGUUGAAUCGUUUCUUCAUACUUUUUUUAGAGCAUGAAAUGUUCCAUCACACUUUUAGGUCUUGUAAAUAAUAUUUCCCCAUAUUCCAUCCUAUUUAAUGAUGUUGAUCUUAAUAGUGUCACAAAUCCAAAUGUUCACUCCAAUAUCGUCAGUAAAUGUCAAGAAACCUUGUACUCAUGUUUUAUAAAUGUAUUCGAAUACCAGUUACUCAAAUGGAUGCAAGCAAGUCAUUUCAAGUUCGUACAGUUUGGGGAAGUAUUGAAACUAUGUGAAUUGUUUUUACAUAAAACUUGUGUUGCACUUGUAUUGUAAGUAAAUAUCAAUUAAACGUUGUUGUCUAAAGACAAUGAAUUUGUGUAUCAGCACUGAAUAUACAAAUUAAUUUAGUUUUUGUAUACUAUGAAUUUUUAAACAUCUCAUUUGAAAUAACUAUGGCAUUGUUUAUCAAUGUUAUUACAUGUGAUAAUUUUGACAAAAUUGAGAUUUUUAUCAACUGCAAUUGUGCUUGGCACUUUUUUGUUUAAAGUGAUAGAAAUUACUGAAUUUUUUGUUGAAUAUCAGCACUUAUUUGAAUUGCAAAUUGGAACAAUUUUCAAAGAAACUCCAAUUGGCACAUGUCCUGCAUAAACUAUCUCAUUGUAAAUGUUUGCACUUUCACUAAAUUUUUAACAUGCUGAAAAAAAGAUUUUCAGUAAAACUUGAUGAUGUGAGUUUGUUUUUUAUGUGAUCACUACUGAGUUUGCACCGAAAUUGCUUGCUUGCAUCCAUUGAGAGAAAUGUAUCGGUUGUGCGAUCUAAUGGAAGACAUUCGUGACAACAUAUUUUAAGACAAACAUUAUACUCCCUGAUAAGUCAUAAUGCAAUUUUAUCUUGUAAAUUGCAGUACUAGUUCCUGUUAUUUUUUGCAGUUGAUAUGUAAAUGAAAAAAUGAUAAUUAAUAUUUUUCAUGUAAAUCUCACUUUUAACAGGAUUUUCAAACCGUUAUAGUUUUUUUUAAAACAGCAGUCAUGUCUUCUCUAAAUCAUGACUGGUCAGUUGUAUUCUUUAAAGAAGGAUCAACCAAACCUAGUAGGGUAAUCUGCUAUAAGAAUCCCAUCUACUUUUACCCUGAUGAUAUUACUUGAAUGUGAGAGUUAGUCUUCAAUAUUAGUGAAAUAUUUGAAGGGGCCAUUGCCCGGAGCCUAUACAUGUUUGUGGUGCAAAAUGCCAUCCGCACCCACACUCUGAUUAUAUUGAUUCCAAUAAAGUGUAUUCAGUAUAUGAAAUUGGUAAUAUAUUCUACUUUGAUAUUUAAAAGUCACCGUAGCCAUGCAAAUCUUAUGAUUCAAUUUAUUCAUCAAUAAACAAGUACUAAAGAUUUUGUGAGAUAUUCAAAAUGUAUUCAUUCACUGUACUUCUAAACUACCGUACUUACAUGCAAUCUGAACACCAAGGUACUGAAAACACCAAACAUUCAGACAUUUCAAAAGUACUCACUUAAGUAUACAGAAUAUGGUGUUAUUAAGGUUAUUAUUAUUAUUAUUAUCAUUUCGCUACUGAAAACGCCAAAAAUUUAAACAUUUCAAAAGUACUUACUAGGGUAUACAGAAUAUGGUGUUAUAAAGGUUAUUAGUAUUAUCAUUUCGCUAACAAUUCACUUUUUGUCCAAAUGCAUUAGAUGUUUAAAGAUGUAAAAUGUAAAAUUUUUGCACAUGAUGUGACAGGGUUUUUAGCAUUCUCUUUUUUUUUAUUCCUUCUAAAUAAUUCUAUCAAUAAACUUGAGAAAAUAUAAUCUAUUUUGUUGCAGUAAUGUACCAAUCCAUGAAUCUCAUGCAGUAUUAAUACAAGCUUUGAAAAUGUCAGUCGUAAUGAUGUGUCUUCCAACACAAUAAUGUACCACCUAUACUUGUACAUGUACUGGAAUCAAGUUCCCUUUUCUUCCUAUAAUGCUUGGUAUUGUGCUGCUGCAUACUUUUAGCGAUGCUCUUUUAUUCAUUUCUUGCGCGAAGGAAUAAUUUUUCAUUUCUUGCGCGAAGGAAUAAUUUUUCAGUCGGAUACUUUAAUAUUUAGGGAACAUUUGUCCAAUGGAUGGAGACAAGUUGCAUUUCUUUAUUGAUGUGGGUUUUGUCAUGAACAAAUUUACAAGAUGGAGACUUUUGUUUUAAGUAUUUAGUCUGUUGUACCAGAAGGGCACUAACUCAUAUGCUUUGACCUUUCUUGCUCUCAACAGUCGAUUUUGUGUUCUUAACAACAGUAUUGCUAUCUGUACAACAGUAACAAUCCAAGAUUUUUACCACCUGUAAAAAUGUAUUGGAAAUAUGACAUUGCUCAUUGUACUUACUUUUUAGUAGUGGAAAUUAAUUAAAAAUUCAAAUGUUUAAUUCCAAUGGGCCCUUUGUCUUUUUAUUGAUGGGGAAUAAGAUUUGCUGAAAAGCAUAUGUUGAGAGGUGGAGUUUGUUUUGAAGCAAAAUGUCUCUUAAACACUUUUUGCAAGCACCUGCAUAAUUACGAGCAUUACAAUAAUAAGCUCAUAUGUAGCAAUACGAGGCAUGUUAAUUUGUAAGUUGUAACAUGUCAACUGGACCAAUCCUGUUGGUAUUGUCGUUAUAUAUGUUGAUCUGUAGAAAUAUUUUGAUGUUACCAAAGCAUUGUGUUUAAUUGUUUUAAAGUCUUUACAUAUUUAUUUGCAUUUUUAUGGUAUUCAUCCAUAGAAGGAAGACAAUUUUUCCUUUUAAAAUUGUAUUCAUGUGAAAAACGUAUUCAUAAAUGAUUUACUAUGAGAUGUAUUAUUAUUAUUACAUUGGUGUAAAUAUUGAGAAUUUGUCUUUUCCUGAAGCCAAAUAAAGAAAUUUAUACGUAUAUAUGACCAAUUAAAUAA